Molecule: messenger RNA, 4055 nt
Organism: Drosophila kikkawai
Lineage: Eukaryota; Metazoa; Arthropoda; Insecta; Diptera; Drosophilidae
Source: RefSeq, a predicted model, not a curated record
GCCACACUUUCACAAAUUUACCAGUUUAAUACAACAACCAGCUUUUUAUAUUAUUAUUUACCAGGAGUAAAUGGGUUAUAUAAAAACGGUAUCUAUCGCAUAAAUCGACGUACCGUUAGGCAGCGAAAGAUAGAGAGAGAAGGGAAGCGAAACGAUAACAAAGGCAACGCCAACAAACAAAACAAAAACACUCGGGCAAAACGGAGACCAGCGACAGAAAAAGCAAAUAUACACACAAAACAGACAGUUUGUCGGAAAUUAUCAAAAUUAAAUUUGAAAAUUCUUCGAAAUCGGAUCGGGAGCAAAGCCGCGCCCAGCGCCCAACAGCACCACCCCCUGCUGACCACCGAACGGAAUCAUGAACGCCCUCCUGCGCCACAAGGGACGCAAUCUGCGGACGAGUUACCUGGUCCAGAACUUCAACCAGCGGUAUCUCAAAUCGAGUUGUUGCGCCUGCAGCUCGAUCAACUCUACAGAUGACACCGCCAAACCGGACGAGCGGCCAAGGAGAUCCGCAUCCACUUCGAUGCUGGAGAUAAGCAAAGCCCUGGGCUCUUGCCAGAUCUACGGUCACCGGAGGUUCCAGACACAGCACAGCUAUGGAUACCAUUACUCAGGACAUGGGUUCAGGCAUCUUCAUGUCAGUCGACAUCUGUUCGAGACCUCCAGCUCAAAGAUCGAUGUGACGGUCAAGAAGUUGAAGAACCAACAGAAGGAGAAGGUCGAGGAGAUCAUGAAGGAGGUGGCCAACGGCCAGGCAACGGGAGGGGUUAAGGGCGUUGAAGCCACUGCCACUGCCUCCACUGAGAAACCGAAAUCGGAGGGCGCAACGAUGGGCGAAACGUCGGCGACGUCUAGCUCGGCGACCACUGUGGCUAAGUCCACGGACAAAUCUGUGGCCAAGCCAAAGAAGUCGCUGGGAACUCGUAUUUGGGACGAACUGGUGCACUACUAUCACGGCUUUCGCCUGCUCUUCAUUGACGUGGCCAUCUGCUCGAAACUGCUCUGGCGGGUGCUCAACGGCAAGACUCUGACGCGCCGUGAGAACAAGCAGCUUCAGCGGACCACCUCGGACCUGUUCCGCCUGAUCCCCUUCUCUGUGUUCAUCAUUGUGCCGUUCAUGGAGCUGCUGCUGCCGCUGUUCAUCAAAUUUUUCCCUGGCAUGCUACCCUCCACGUUCCAGACCUCCAACGAUCGGCAGGAAAAGCUGCGGCAAUCUCUAAAUGUUCGCCUCGAGGUGGCUAAGUUCCUGCAGCAGACCCUCGACCAGAUGCCCGUUCAGCACAAGGAGCACAGCAGUGAGGAGGCCAAGCAGUUUGAGGCCUUCUUCACCAAGAUCCGUAAUCCCAACGAGGCCGUCAGCAACGAUGAAAUCAUCAAGUUUGCCAAGCGCUUCGACGAUGAAAUCACUCUGGAUUCCCUGUCGCGGGAGCAACUGGCGGCCCUCUGCCGAGUGCUGGAGCUGAACACAAUCGGCACAACCACACUGCUCCGCUUCCAGCUGCGCCUCAAGCUGCGUUCUUUGGCCACCGACGACCGGGUGAUUGCCCGCGAGGGCGUCGACACCCUGGAUCUUUUCGAGCUGCAGCAGGCGUGCAAGGCGCGCGGCAUGCGUGCCUAUGGCCUUACGGCCGAGCGGUUGCGUUUCCAGUUGAAGGAGUGGAUUGACCUUUCACUGAACGAACAGGUGCCACCUACGCUGCUGCUUCUGUCACGAGCCGUACUCGUCUCCGACGACAGCAACACCACCGACAAACUGAAGGAGACCAUGCGCGUUCUGCCGGAUGCAGUGGGCGCCCACACACGCCACGCCAUCGGCGAGAGCGAGGGCAAGGUGGAUAACAGGACCAAGAUCGAGAUCAUUAAGGAGGAGGAGCGCAAGAUUCGUGAAGAGCGCGAGGAGGAGCGCGAGGAGGUAAUCGCCAAGCGAACGGCCAUCAAGGAGGAGGCUCCCUCUCCCUAUGUAUUCUCUAAGAAAAUGGAAAUAGACGUGGACGCAAAGAAGUCGGAAGUGUGUGAGACCGAUAAGGGCAUCUCCUCCACCGAUGUCCAGUUGCUGUCCGAUGCCUUGAAGACUCUCUCGUCCGACAAGCAGCUUGUGGUUGAGAAGGAGACGAUCAAGGAGUUGAAGGAGGAGCUGGCCGACUACAAGGAUGAUGUUGAGGAGCUGCGGGAGGUGCGCCAGGUGGUGAAGGAACCGGUGCGCGAGAGUCGAGCUGCGAAGAUGCUCUACAACCGGGUCAACAAGAUGAUCGCGGAGCUGGAUACGGUCCUAAACGAUCUGGAGCAUAGGCAACUCCAGAUCAAGCAGGCAGACACCAGCGAUUACGCGCCCUCCAGUCCCGACAAGGUGCCAAAUAUGGUGCACAUCGACGAGCUAGUUUCCACAAUUCGACGCGUAAAGGAGGCCUCGGACGAGGAGCGCUUCAAGGUGGUCGAAGAUUUGCUGGUCAAGCUCGAUGCAGACAAGGACGGUGUGAUUUCAGUGAACGAGAUCACCAAGGUGGUGCAGAGCAUCGACAGCGAGGCCGUCAAGAUCGACAAGAAGCAGCUGGAGGAGUUCACCGAGCUGCUGUCCAAGCAGGCGACGCGGCGUCGUCAUGAGGAGAUUGUCCGCAUCGAUGACCUCAUGAAUAACAUCAAGGUGCUAAAGGAAACCAGCGACGAGGCGCGCCUCAAGCACAUUGAGUCUGUUUUAGAGAAGUUUGAUGCCGACAAGGAUGGCGUGGUGACGGUCAACGACAUCCGCAAGGUAAUGGAGUCCAUUGGCCGUGACAAUAUCAAACUCAGCGAGAAGGCCAUCGAGGAUCUUAUUGCCAUGCUCGAAAAGGAGCAGGUCCUGCAGGCCGAGCAAAAGAUUGAGAAAGCGAUUGCGAAGAGCAUGAAGGAGGCUGAAAAGCUAAAGAAUGAGGUGGAGAAGACGGAUAAGGACCUGGCCAAGCUAGUUAAUGACAUUCACGACUCUGCCAAGGAGAUUCAGGACAUUGCCCACGAGCUAGGUGCUUCGUCGUCCUCUGCGGAUAAGCUCGACGAUAAAGCUAAGCCGUUGAAGGAGGAGCCCGCAUUCAAGGACACGGCCAAGACGCUCAAGGACAAUGCGCCGGACCUUGACGAAAUAGCACCGAAAGUUCUGCCUGUGGAAAAGAAAGAUGAUCCCAAGAGCAGACCGCCAACGAAAAACUCGGCUGGCUCCGAUCAAAGCGGAAAGUCUGGUGGUGGAGGCGGCGGCAGCGGUGGCGGAAUUCCUGGCAGCGGCACUGCGACAGAAGCAGUUCUGCGGGAGGCGGCUGAGCGGCAAAUAGAAAAGAUUCUACCCCAGACGGAAAUGGGCCUGCCACCCACGAUACAAACACCACCACAGAAGAAAGCAACGGCUACGGCCAGUGCAACGUCGUCGACGAACUCGUCCAAGAAGCUGCUCUGACCGACUGAGGGAGAGCCUGGGCGCGUACCUAAGCCGAAGUGAUGUGGUGGAGAUGAGAGUGGCUGCUCGUGUGUUCAGAAAUGUUCUGACUAUAGUAUGAGUUGAUUGUUAACACUUAACAUAAAGCGGGGGCAAGUCCCCAACGAGAAAUUGAAACUCUGUAUUUAACUGCAUCCGAAAUCCUUGAGCGGGAUCAAGAGUGCCUGUUCUACUUAACGCCUGGCUGUAGUUUGAUAUUCUCUAAGUAAUGCACAAAAAACCAGAAACUACUAGAAAUACAUAUGAAUAACCACACUUAAUCCUACGUAUCUUGAUUUAUGAAUGUCAAAUGUCCUAGUUUUAUGUUUUCAAACCUCCAUAUAUGUGUGUUAUGUAACCCCCAAUCCACGGACGACUUCACUUGGCCCCCAAAACAAUAUUAGCGAAGCGAUUGUGAUCAUUAAGCGAAAUGUUAUUUUACGAUUUAAACCCUAUGCUCUAUUAAAAAACGAAUUAAUUGUAGGCGACAAGAUAUUGAAUUUGAAUUGAAACCGCGUGAUAACUCUAAACAAUAAUAAAGUGUGUGCUUGAAAACGAGUUAAAGAGAAUUUGUAAAAUGUUUCGCAAUAAAAGUUAGUAUAAAAAAACAAAA